AGAGGCUGGCCCAGACGGUGUUCGUCCAUCAUCGCCCGCGGACGGGGUCAUCGCUCAGAAGGAAACCGAGCGCAAGGAGCUGCUCAAGGGCGACUACAGGGACAAGCACUGGUGGUGGGGCUCCCUGCUGCUGGCGGCGGGCGUGGGCAUCGGGAUUGAGGGCUGCGCCAACACCUUCAUGCGCACCGGCCGCCUGUUCCCGGGCCCGCACCUGUACGCAGGCGCUGGAAUUGUAGCGCUGUGGGCUAUGGCUGCGGCGCUGACGCCGGCCAUGCAGAAGGGCGACCAGAACGCGCGUAACGCGCACAUUGCGCUGAACGCGCUGAAUGUGGGUCUGUUCCUGUGGCAGCUUCCCACGGGCUUUGAGAUCGUGGGGAAGGUGUUUGAGUUCACCUCGUGGCCGUGAGGUGGUGGGUGCGUGGACACAGGAAGCAGGAAGCGAGGAUCUGCGGGAAGCUGUGAUGGUGGGUUUACGUGUGCAGGAGGGGAAAGGAGUGGGUGCCUGUGUACUGCUGACGAACGAGUUAUGCACGCUGUACUACAUUUCCAUUAUUAUCCAAGGGGGCAUAGGGCAUGGUGGAUUCUUCCCAGAGUGUGAUGCAGGACUUGAAUAAAUGCCUGGUUAAGCGGCAGCUGCCGCUCGUACAUAUUUGAACAGGUCCGCGAGUCAGAGUGCAUGGUGGGUUGCAAUACGGCACGUGAGACUUGCCGGUCGUCAGGGGUAUAGCCUCGGGUCCUAGCAGGAUGCUGGCAUCUGCGUGAG
This is a messenger RNA of Astrephomene gubernaculifera, 763 nucleotides long. The record is from the annotation of a GenBank genome assembly. NCBI's taxonomy places the organism in Eukaryota, Viridiplantae, Chlorophyta, Chlorophyceae, Chlamydomonadales, Astrephomenaceae.